This is a messenger RNA of Drosophila willistoni, 787 nucleotides long. RefSeq names its product enhancer of split mgamma protein (gene E(spl)mgamma-HLH). Gene Ontology annotation, biological process: anterior/posterior pattern specification; regulation of neurogenesis; regulation of transcription by RNA polymerase II. The transcript has a single exon. Lineage: Eukaryota; Metazoa; Arthropoda; Insecta; Diptera; Drosophilidae. Gene Ontology annotation, cellular component: nucleus. Gene Ontology annotation, molecular function: RNA polymerase II cis-regulatory region sequence-specific DNA binding; protein dimerization activity; DNA-binding transcription factor activity, RNA polymerase II-specific. The record is from RefSeq and is a predicted model, not a curated record. Bases 46 to 675 code for a protein of 209 amino acids.
GCAGUCAGAGCAACAGCAAACAACAAAUAAAUAAAUUUUCAAAAAAUGUCUUCACUACAAAUGUCGGAAAUGUCCAAGACCUAUCAGUACCGCAAGGUGAUGAAACCCAUGCUGGAGAGGAAGCGUCGGGCACGCAUUAACAAAUGCCUGGAUGAGCUUAAAGAUCUAAUGGUGGCCACAUUGGAAUCGGAGGGUGAACAUGUCACCCGGCUGGAGAAGGCCGAUAUCUUGGAGCUGACAGUGACCCAUCUGCAAAAGAUGAAACAGCAACGCCAACACAAACGAGCCAAUGGCGAGGAGUCUACUCUCAGUCCAGCCGAAGGAUUCCGUUCUGGUUACAUUCAUGCCGUCAACGAAGUAUCCCGUUCCCUAUCCCAAUUGCCAGGCGUCAAUGUCAGCCUGGGCACUCAAUUGAUGACACAUUUGGGUCAGCGACUGAAUCAACUGCAACCAGCCGUAAAGGAAGUCCUACCCAUAACUGCUCCACUCUCCGUACACAUUGCCAGCCGGGAGGCCUACUCAGUGCCCAUUUCACCCAUCUCCAGUUAUGCCGGUAGUCCCAAUUCAAGUGUGGCCAGUGCUUCGCUUCUAACCACAUGCGGAUCAUCAAGUCAAAUUAGCAAAAUCGAUGAAAUGGACAGCGAGGAUGAGGAGAAUGUCUGGCGACCUUGGUAGAUCCAUUUACCAGAACACCUUAGAAAAAGAAUUAUAACAAUGUCUUCCAUUUAGUUUAUAAGUACGAAAAGAUAAAAAACAACAAAAGCUUUAAACCGAGGCCCAGAUCAGA